AUGGUAAGUAUACUAGCCAAGAAAAACAGAACAUACUCUGGCUGCUUUCCGGAAACCCCAGCUGCUAGACAGCUGGCAGUAAACCCCGGGAACUAUGUGCCAGCUUCCCUGACCCCUGUACAAUGUGAGGACUCUUGUUCAAAGAAAGGACAUCCCCUCGCGGGUCUGACGGCCGGAAAAAUAUGUUUCUGUGGUACGACGAUGACAGAGCCUCAGGCGUCUGAAAGUGCAUGUGUAGAAAACUGCGCGGGCGACACUAGUCAGAAAUGUGGAACAGACGCAGAGCCACCUUAUGAUAAUGUCUACACCACCCCAGUGGUUCUGAAUGGCUUUAAAAUAUUCCCUGGGGAUAUGCUUUUGGAGACGUUUGUAUCUCAGAAUGUCUACUUUAACUUGACCAAUGGUGACAUACAAUCCAUUGUCGCUGUAACAUCAGACGACGGGCCAGACUUAGGGCCUGUCAAUACCUUAUCUAUUCCCAUAAUUCCAAGAAAGUCAAGACCACUUCAAAUCAAGGCCACGAUCAGCGACACCGGGUCAAAAACAUUAGAUGCAACUCAAGCAUUUAAGGUGCAAGCCAGAAUAAAACUGGUGAGUUUGGAUUGCCCGAAUUACGCAAUCGGUAACGUUCGAUUUGACUGUUUCCUACGAAUUGGCGUGGGCAGCCCCUUAUCAGUCAACGUAGACAUGGGCGAUGGAUCAACAUUUUUACUCAAUGUCCAAGAAUGUAAAGAAUUCUCGAAGGGUCAGGUUGAUGGUACUAUUUCUACCGUCACACAUCCGGGCAACAAUUUAUACUUGUACCCGGAUACAAUCGUCAAAACGAACGCCACACUGGUGGGUCUUGAUUAUACGGCAACCACCGCUGGGGAUAUCAUAGUGCAGGUAUACCGGCCCUCUUGUGGACCAGACUUAACACAAAAGUUCUGUCAUAAAAGUUACUCUUGCAUAUCUGUAAACGAGUCCUGCUAUAACCAGCCACGGGGAUCUUAUUGGCAGAUCAAGUGUGGACCUGGGACCAUCUACAGUCUAGCUCUUGCAAAGUGUGUUAACAUGGCAACUGGAACUGUAGUUGAGAAACCACCUGUCACAGAUUUUGCACAGAUGCCCAUUCAGUCGUUCGAUCUUGUUCACGAGUUCACUUUCACCAUAAGCUCUGGAAGAAACUUUUACACCAUUCCGGACGACGACCUCUUCAUCAUGGAUCCUGCUGACGUCAUAGCUAUUAAAGAAGAAAAUGGCCGUUUUGAACUUUUGGACUCUACUGAUAACUACAAGGAGUUUUACUGGAGCGUCGGAGGAGAUUGGGGAUCCCGUGCUACGAAUGGAUAUACCAUAUCUAGCACUGGUGUCAACACGCUUUCAGCUAGACAUGCUGUACGGGCAUAUUUCGCCACGCCUGUACGAGCAAAGUUCAGACAUACCUAUGCAGGGGUCAUGGCAGACUAUAAGAACAUUACUAUAAUGGCAUCAAACGCUGUAACACAGCCCCCAGUUACAUAUGUUCGGGAAAUUGAACUCCAGAUUGUGAUUUCUGGCGUUGAAAUCGACGCCCCUGCAGUAGGCGUGACAAAUGAAACCCUAGAAAUGAAGAUACCUCCUCAUACUGGGACCAAGGUUCUCUACACCUGGAAGUUUGGAACAGGUGACGUUAUGAAUUCUACGGACAGGGUCAUGAACUAUACAUGGACAGAGGCAGGUGUCUACACGAUCAUAAUGACAGCAGAGAACAAAGUCAGCAGCGUCAGUAAAACGUUUGUGAUAAUUAUUCAAGAUGAGAUACUGAACUUUACGGCUGAAGCUGAAAGCAUUGCUACUGUGUUUACAGAAGAUACCCAAGUCCUUUGGAACAUAACUCAAGGUACCAAUGUUAGCUAUCAUCUUUCAAUGGGAGACGGUGUGGCUUUUGUCUACAGCUAUCCGUUCCAGGGGUAUCUUUGUGAUGAAAUGAAUCUCAACGAUACCUGUUCCAUCGUCUAUGGUGAUCUUAACUGCACAGCUACUUGUAAUGGGACAUCUUCAGGAAUGGAUGGGUUUGUGUCUUACUAUUAUACAAAACCAGACUGGUACACAUUCACGAUAACAGCAUAUAACCUCGUAGGAAAUAGCACGCUUGUAUUAAAUCUUCCGGUACAGAUUCCUAUUUCCGGUUUCUUUAUCAAUGAUACUGACCCUAUUCCCUUUGGAACAUCAAGGGCAGUUCCAGUAAUGACAGACACUGGUUCUCAUAUAGAUAUGGAGGUCUCCAUGAAUGGAUCUCUUCUGAAUACAUCGUAUUUUGAUUGGACAUUGAGUUCUGGUGAGGCUAUUAUAAACACAGUCAACUACAACUGGACAGGAUAUUACCUAAUUGAAGCAAAUAUCACAAACCUCGUCAGCUCUAUCCAUUCAUUUGAAAGAGGGGUUUGGAUAGACUUUCUAAUAACAAAUUUGUCAAUAAAUAAUGACAGACCGUACGUACCUGUGGGCGAGAAUACAACGUUUGAUAUCGGAAUGGACUAUUGCUCUCGGUUUAAUUCAUCUAUUCUGUAUGCAGAUGCUUCACCUCUUGAAUCCAUGUAUAUGGAUUUGAUUGUUAGCCCACAAAGGUACAGCUUUUCACAUAUCUUUACUGCACCCGGAAUAUAUGGUGUUAACUUUUCAAUAGUGAAUCCUGUAGAUUAUCACUCUAGCACUCAUAAUGUAUUUGUGCAAUAUCCCGUGAAAAAUGUCGAGGUUUUUAUGAGUACUCCAGUGAAACUUGAACCAGUCGGUUUUGUCCCUGUGAAGUUUGUGUUAACAUUCUUAGGUGGUGUUCCUCUUGCAACGGAUGCAAGCUACAAUGUGGACUUCAACGAUAGUAGCACAACGACAGACCUAUUUGAGGAACCCCCAGCCCCAAUAACAACAGCUCUACCAACUGAAGAACCAAAGACAGAACUGGAUUGUGCUGCACUUUACGAUUUACUUCAACAAUCUCUAAAUUCAUCCGAUUUUGAUGGAAACAACAGCACAAACAUAACAACUCCAACUACGAUAACGGAAGAAGAAUACCAAAUUCUUUGCAAUACUUCUAUAACAACAGAGUAUACAACUUCCAUGAUUAUUACAACACCUUCCCGUAUGGAAGGUUUCUUUGAAAUAAUUUUUUUUCAUGACUACACACAGCAUGGAACAUACGAUGUUUCCAUUAAUAUCUCAAACUUGGUGGAUUUUAAAUUCUUUCCAUUGAUUCUGAACGUUGAUGAACCUAUCUACGAUCUAGAUUUUACACCGAAUAUUGUAUAUGUACCCAUUAGAACAAAUUCGGACCUUGUUGUCAGCAUGUCAUGGGGUUCCCGAGCAGAAUGUACAAUUAAUGUUGGUGAUGGAUCACCAAGUUAUGUUCUUCCAUGUAACCGAUCAAACCCAAUGUCUGUAACGCACUAUUUUGAUACAGUCGGUGUUUAUUAUGCUCAUGCAACUGGGAAUAACACAGUCAGUACAGAAUACACUUCUUCUUCUUUGGGACCCAUUUACGUGCAGAUUCCCGUUUCUGGAUUUGAGGUGAUAUGUCUGGUUUGUUCAAAUGAUAUUGGUCCUCCCACUUACUCAACAUAUAAUACAAGUGUGAGUUUUGAAUUCCUGUUCGACAAAAGCCAGGAGAGACCAACCAAUGCAUCCUAUACGAUUGACUACGGUGAUGGGACAAAAACGCCAGUACAAGCUUUACCAGAAACUUUUGCAGACGACAAUUACGGUGGUGGAAAAUCUCUUGUGUUCCGUUUCCAGCAUUUUUAUUUAAAAGGCGGUAACUACACUGUAAUUGUUAAUGUAUGGAAUCUAGUAAGUAAUGUCAAUUUCACAUGUUUACAUGAUCUUUAUGAAGCGAUUGUCAAUCUACGUGUAACAAUUUACGAUUACGACCAAGACACCGGUGUUUCGAAGAUAGGGGGUGGUCCAAACAACAACUAUUUUGCUCUGGAACAUCAAGUCCUUUUCGUUGCUUCACAUGAUAGAGGAUCCCAUGUUACGUACCACUGGGACUAUGGAGAUGGUUCAGCUCUAGAAUCUAUAUAUUACAAUCAAAACACCUUUCAUGAAUACCCUAAUGAUACUACAUUUCACAUUAUUUUAAACGCAACAAAUAAAUUUGUCCAAAAUCACGCCAAUACAGGAACAACAAUACAUAUCCAGAGGGGUUGCUUUAAUAUCUCAAUAUCUACUGACGACCCUCGAUCAAAGAACACAACAUUUGAGUAUCAGAUGUUUCCGGGUACCAUUGGCUCUGACGCAUGCUACUUUUUCGACUUCAAGGAUGAAACAUCUGAACCAAGUCGGUACUUGAUGUUUGGCGAUUCAAGCUUUUGUGCUUUGGUUCCAGAAUGGAACUGGUACUGGAGCGAUCCAAAUAAAGAAUUCAUUUCCCGUCCAUCUGAUCCAUGGUAUGCAAAUAAACUGGCAAAUCCCAACAACUUUAACAUAACAAUACACAAUGCAUUCAUGUUUGAAGGUGCCUACGAUGCAACGCUUGAAUGCAAAAACUACGUUUCACAUACCAGUGUGAUAUACACCACAGGUGUAACAAAGGGUCCAUGUUGGUGGCCCUAUGUCAACUUGACAGCCCCAAACAUUUGUCAGCCACCCGCUUGUGAUUCUGUUUUCCCUGAAAUGAGAACAAAUCUAAAAUCUGAGAAGCUGAUUGUAUAUUCCGAUGUUAUUAUUAACUGUACAUCAACUAAAGUUGCUUACUAUUCCUGGUCGGUUUUCAAAAUCGAUGAAAUUUAUGGAAACGAAACUCAGAUCACAGAACUUGGAGGUGCUGAUGUGUAUUCCAUAGGAGCAAGGUAUUUGCAGUUGGAACCACGUAUCCUGGAUUAUGGUCUAUAUAGAUUUGAGUUAAACGUUAGCAUGAAUGAAUUGAUGGGAAUGUUUUCUAUCGAUUCUGUGAAACUGAGAAUAGUGGCUACGCCAUUGAAAGUGUCCAUUGCUGGUGGAGACUUUAUACAGACACAAUGGGGAAGUGAGACCCCUUUAGUUCUUGAUGGUUUUACAGAAACCUUUGACCCUGAUGUAGCACCAGAAGACAAAAGUGGAAUGGAGUUCAUAUGGAUAUGUAGACGGUUGUGUGAAAACUGGCCAACGUUUGACGCAGAUUAUAAUCCAACCUCGAUAUUUACUCAUAAUUGCACAUACCAAGAUGAUGCUGAUAGAGGUUGUUCAAAGAUUGACAUGCUUGAUUCACCAGGAAAAAUGCCUAAUGCAUCUGACGGUGAGGUUACCAUUUAUACUGGAGAAAUGUAUGAAUUGGAUUACGUUGAAAUAAAACUCAUCGUGCGAAAAGACAACAGAGUAGCGGAGGAUUAUCUAGUCAUGUUCAUAACAAUGGGAAAUCCUCCAAUUAUUAAAAUAAAAUGCGUCACUAACUGUGGUCCAAAAAUGAAUCCAACUAGUCGCUAUUCUCUUGAGUCUCAAAUUGAUGGUUGGACAAGAGGAGCAUUUUUCUACUACAGAUGGACGCUAUAUGGUGUUCCCUGGGGAAGUAGGUAUUACUUCAAUAGAAGGCUGAUCUCGGAGUCUGAAUGGAUAAGCCAAGCUACUACCGGCUCUGAAGGACCACACAUGGCGAUAGAGCCUGUUGUUCCACGUUUCACCACAAACAGCUCUUACAGCUAUUACUUCUCUGUCAAAACCUGGAGAUGGGGAACGAGUGAGGCAUAUUGUGGUAUUUCGGAGAUCAACUUUAAAAUCAAUGAAAAACCACGGGCUGGGAAAGCUACUGUAUCUGUUUCCCCUGGCUCCGGUAUCGCUUAUGAAACAAAGUUUGCUGUGUCUGCAAGUGGAUUCACUGACUAUGAGGACGGUUCCAGCAUGAGCUUUUACAAGUUUGGCUAUAGAUUACAAGCAGGAAGUCUAAUAACGUGGUUCCACGAAGGAACGAAACGUAAUAACCUUGGCUUCGAAAAUCCAUUUCCAGCCGGACUGGAGUCCGAAAACUUCCAAAUUAAUAUUGUUGUCAGAGCUUAUGACCGAAGUGGAGCAUAUGCACAAAAGUGGAAAACAAUUACGGUUCAACCACCACAACCAUCAAACGUAAAGAACGUCAUUGCCACUGCUACAGAACCUGGUGGACAAAUUGACAAAUAUCUUAUAGGAGCUGACAUUCGAGUAGCACCUAUGUCUUUGAGUCUCGCCAAAUUUCUCAACGAAGAGGCAGAUGGUGCGCUGAGUGCUGCUCAAGUUGUUGAAACAACAACUUCCAUUGCACAGGCUCAAAAUCUUACAGAAUCGGAGCGGCUUGCAAUGGAGCAAGCAGUUCUACAACAACAAGCAACAGAAAAAGCAAACCGUAUUCAGACGCGGGCUACUCUUUUGAAUGGUUUUAAAAGAAUCAAUCCUUCUAACGUGGAAGCUAUGCAAGGGACCGCAGCAGCACUCGCGGAAAUGUCUGUGAAAGAGGACGAACUGACAACAACAGCUCAAGAAGACGCUGCCAGUAUAAUGGAGGAUUAUGUGGUAAAGCUGAAAGCGCAGACGAGUCUAUCAGCAGAUGACAGGGAGGACGCCACGUCUAACCUUAUAUCUGUCAUAGGUAACACAAUGCAUGCCGCUGGAUUGACCGCUGAAUUAGCCGAAGAAGAAAGCACGAAUUUAGCCAAUAUGGUUGAAUCCGCGACUGCUGGGAUUGUAUCUACAACACAAGCCACCACUCUCUCUCCAGAACAAAUAAAGGCCCGCCAGGAUCAGUUGUUGAAUGAAAAGAAUAGUGCAAAGAAUACAUUUUUGAGACUUGAACAGUCUCUAAAUAACAUCAUCAGCACGCUCGGAAAAUUCAAAGUUGUUGGUGAGAAAAACGCAGUGGUGGAAUCCCCAAAACUGAACGUGACUCUAGCUAAGACAGAGACAAAAGAUAUGAACUACAACCCAAACUUUGGCGUUGGAGGGUUGAGUGGUUUUCUCUUACCAAAAACCCAGGCCAUUUUUGGCGAGGAAGGUAAUGAAACGACCUGGUUUGUCGAAACAGAGGCAUUAAGGAUGCCCAACAACCCAUUUACGUGGACAAAUGCAAGCGGCACUACUUCCACAAGAAUUACAAGCGAUGUCAUCUCCUUAAAAUUCCGAAAUGACACAAAUGAAGGUGUAGAUGUGAAGGAAGCCCCGCAGUACUUUGAUAUUUUCAUGGAUCGACGUAAUUUUGAUACCACAGUCCAAAACGUCAUUAACUUGACCAGAAGUUGGAGUGAACCCUCUGCAUUUCAUAUAUUACCAGUGGCACCCAAUAGCUCCUUGCAUAUAACUGUCAACCAAAUAUUUAACCCAGAAGACAUACAAUACUACUUAGAUUGGCUAGACUUUAUUGCUGGUGUCUCAGCAGAUGAUAACUCAACGGAAGAACAAGAUCCUAAUGUUACAGAUACUAGCUUACCUAAGGGGGCUGCUGCCUUCUUCAUGGAGACUAAGCCAUCACUGUUUUAUGUAUUUAUCAAAAUGGGAGGUCCCCCAACACCCGAGGAUCAUGAUUAUAAUUGUACUUUGCCAAAAACACUGGAUGAAUUUCUAUCCAUGCUGGAUUACAUGGAUGCAUUAUCAUAUGAAAAUGACACGUCUCUUCCAAGGUCCAACUACUUAACAGAGCUUCCAGACUGGAACACGUGCUUGUUCUCAAAUGAUGAACUAAGCCUAAAUGAAACAACGGAUUUCUACAUUGCCAUUAAACAUAAAACAUAUGAACAAUUAGAAGCAGAGGCUGCCGGUGAUUUUACAACCACUAUGUUAACUUCUACCACUACCGCUACCACUACAGCCAGUAAGAGGAAAAAGAGGUGGGGUGGUAAAAAUAAAUGGAGCGGAAACAAACAAAAGGGAAACAAACAAAAUUCGGCACUGGAGGAAGCUCUUCUCGCCUUAGGUACAACAGUGGGUGCUGGUGGUACAACGAGUGGUAAUGGAAAAAAUAAGGGAGGUGGUAAUAAGAAAAACAGUAUUGUAUGGCCUCCUCCUGGCUCAUAUUAUCCAGCCGUGUAUAACAUUUCCUUCUACAGCGCAUCUUGUGUGUGGAGAGACAGGUCAAAGAGUAUUUGGACAACAGAGGGUUGCUUUGUUGGUCCACUUUCUAAGCCAUACAGAGUACAUUGUCUUUGCAAUCAUCUGACAGCCUUUGGUGCUGGUUUUGCUGUUCCAAUGAAUUCCCUCAAUCUCAAUGACUCUGGGUUUGCCAAGCUUGAUGAAAACCCCGUAAUAUUUGCAACAAUGGUCUCACUGAUGUGUAUCUACAUACUGAUGUUAAUCUGGGCUAGAAAGAGAGACCUAUUGGAUAAAGUCAUGGCUGGAUCGUCACCUCUUCCCGAUAAUGACCCUAGGGACAAAUAUUUGUACGAAUUGACUGUUUUCACCGGCUCUAGGAAGGGUUCAGGAACCACAGCCAAUGUUUCUUUCAUUUUGACUGGAGAAAAAGCCGAAACACCGCCGCGAUACUUGGCCGAUGAGAAGCGCCCUGUUCUUCAAAGGUCAAAUUGUGAUGGUUUUAUCAUAGCAACCCCAAAAUCACUUGGAAAACUUACCCACUUACGAAUCUGGCAUGACAACAUGGGGUCUAGCCCUUCAUGGUAUUUAAGUCGAUUGCAAAUUCAGGAUCUUCAAACCGGAGACAAAUAUUUUUUCAUAUGUGAACAAUGGUUGUCAGUGGACGAUGAAGAUGGACUGAUUGACCGAGUGGUUCCCGUAGCCGGUAGAGCAGAAUUGACAAGCUUUAACUACUUGUUCUGGCAAAAGACGAAACACAAUUUGGCUGAUGGGCAUUUGUGGUUCUCUAUUUUUCAACGUCCUGCAAGGAGUAAUUUUACUCGAGUCCAGCGCCUCACUUGUUGCUUGACACUUCUAUUCACUACAAUGGUUGUAAGCCUCGCUUGGUACCAGACAGACACAAGCCCUUCACCUACGCAAGUAAAACUUGGACCAGUUAGCUUUUCUCUGACAGGUGUUUACAUUGGAGUCAUGAGUGGUAUCAUGACCUUCCCAAUUAAUUUCAUAAUUGUUUUAAUCUUCCGCUAUUCUAAACCUAAGCCCGAGAAGAAAAAAGAAUUUAAUCCUAAUAAGGUCAAAAACGAGGAGGAUGAAAAUAGCCCAAAUGAUGGAUCAACAGAAGAAAAAGACAAGGAAACAAGAGCUCCCACGAGAAUGGGUACAGAAAUUAGUCUUUUCAGAGAAAAGUCUGAACUCAAUCCAGAUUUUGUGGAACUUGAACUGAAACAACAAGAGGAGUUUUUAGAAACUGGAGACGAGAAAAAGCGUGUGAUGUCCUCAGAUGAAUCACAUGAAGAAAAGCAGGUCAUGAAAAAAGAUCAGACAGAGUUUUCUCACAAAGUACAGGUUGUUGCAUUUGAAAAGGAGGGUGCAACUAAAAGCAAAAAACGGUUACCAUGGUGGUUCAUCUAUGUAGGAUAUAUCCUGUCCUUCAUUACUGUCGUCGUAGCAUUUUACUUUGCUGUGGAAUUUGGAGGUGUCUUUGGACUUAAUAAAUCAGUCAGUUGGUUGAUAGGUUUCAUCAUGUCUUUGUUUGAGUCAGUCUUCUUCUCCCAGCCAAUUAAAGUAAUCAUUUUUGCAAUCUUCUACGCUCUUGUCAUAAAGAAACCAGAGGCGCAAGACGAGGAUGAUAUACCUUUGAAACCAGACUUAAGUAAUGACGAAGAGUAUCUUCAUGAUCAUCUCACAGAAAAAGAUUUAGAGGAUCCUAAGAAGCUUCGAAUGCUAGAGCAAAGGAAAACUCAAGCAACUUUACCACCAGAACUAGAUUUCCUAAAAACUAUUCGCGAGGAAAGGCAAAAGGAGCUUGCUAUGUUUGCCAUGUUUAAGGAGAUAGGAAUUUGCAUUAUGUUCCUGUAUAUAGUACUCACAAUUGCAUACGCAAACAGAGAUCCUUGGUCAUAUUUACAGUAUCGUAACUAUGAGAACAUCCUGAACAAAGGCACGUUUGCUCGAGAAAUCGGAAACUAUACUGUUUCUUUCAUUGAUAUCAACUCUCGGGGGCAAUUUUGGAACUGGAGUGAAAAUGCGCUUCUGCAAGGGUUGUAUAAUACCAAAUUCUACAACGGUGAUCCAGUUAUUGACAAACUUAUAAUCGACAAACAAAGUAUAUUAGUCGGUGGAGCAAGAUUACGCCAGAUGAGAAUAACCCCAGAACUGUGCUUUGUCCCACUUAAUUAUUUUGCCAAAGAAUGUAUGCCUUCUUAUGAUAUGUUUUACGAGGACAAAACAAACUACAAACUACGAUGGAAUCCAGUGAACGAUUCAGAUCCGACCGAUUUUCCGCACCCCUUCUUCAGUUACCAGUCGAUGUGGGAGCUCUCUGGCUAUCCCUAUCAAGGAAUUUUCGAAACUUAUAACGGUGGAGGAUACGUGGCCGAGUUGGGAGCCACAUUUUCAGAAGCUCAGAUGGUACUGAAGUUCCUUAAGGACAACUCAUGGAUCGACAAGCGAACAAGAGCUGUGUUCAUUGAAGCCAAUAUUUUUAACCCUAACAUGAAUCUGUGGGGAAUUUCUCUUUAUCUUUGUGAAUUCCUACAGACUGGAGCAAUUGAACCUUUCCCUAGGAUGCAUGUCUUUAGAUUAGACCGGUAUAUUAACAACGACUAUAUGUACUUUGUCAUGGCCAUCGAAAUUUCAGCAUUGGCUUUUGUCAUCUUCUAUACUGUUAAAGAAGUCAAGAAAAUGAAAGAACAAGGCAAAAAGUAUUUCAAGCAAUUCUGGAACAACUUUGAGGUGGCAAUCCUGCUAAUAUCAUACUCCAUUGGGUUGAUGUUCAUCUGGAGAGCAGUUCUUAGUGUUAGAAUGCUAAACAAAAUUGACGAAAACCCAACGAGUUUUGUCAAUAUGCAUUUUACAGUUAUGUUGGAUGAUCUAUCCAGUUGGUUCAUCGCUUUCUUGGUCUUUCUUCUGAAUGUCCGAUUUCUACGACUGCUUCGUUUCAAUAAGAAAAUCUCCUUACUAAGCAGUACGCUUCGACAUUCCGCCAAAAUGCUCAUCAGUUUUAGCUUUGUCUUUAACAUCGCCUUCCUUUCGUUUGCCUGCACUGCAUAUCUUUUCUUCAUGUCAAAGCUGUUUGAAUUCCGGUCUUAUAUGGUAACCCUGGAGACUUUGCUGUCAAUGAUGUUAGGCAAGUUUGACUAUGAGGCAGCAUACAGUGCAACCCGAAUUACUGGCCCACUGCUAUUUGGAUUCUUCAGCAUUUGUUUUAGCUUUAUUCUCAUCAACUUUUUUCUGACUAUUUUGAUGGAGGCUUUCGAGGCAGUGAGAAGAGACCCAGCCAAUCAAAACAAUGAGCACGAGGUUAUUGAUUAUAUGAUGAAAAGAGUUAAGAUGCUGUUAGGUGUAGGGACUCCACCAAAAAGAAAGGUUGCUCAUAUGUACAAGGAUCCACGAUUGCAACAGUAUAUUUACAUUGAAGGAAAGACAGCUGACCAAGAAAAACUUCAGGAGCUAGACGAAAAGGUGGACAAAGUUAUAAAUAAAAUGGAAGGGUUUGUCGAGUGCGAUGACGAAGUCAAAGAUAAUCUAGAAACGGAAAUGGAGGAAGUCAAGAAAAAACGGAGAAGGAAAAUUGUGAUUGGCUGAAGAAAAUUAAUGGGAUAAAUCGAACAGGGUUUAAAUAGAGUAGAUAAAUACCAGAAGGACGUGUAUGUUACUCUGAAGUAAAUAACUGUUUUCGUUAGUAGCUUUUC
Saccostrea echinata is the source of this 11675-nucleotide messenger RNA. RefSeq lists its product as uncharacterized. Lineage: Eukaryota; Metazoa; Mollusca; Bivalvia; Ostreida; Ostreidae. The transcript is spliced from 40 exons. Gene Ontology annotation, biological process: kidney development; detection of mechanical stimulus. Gene Ontology annotation, cellular component: membrane. The record is from RefSeq and is a predicted model, not a curated record. Gene Ontology annotation, molecular function: protein binding; calcium channel activity. The coding region runs from base 1 to 11568 and encodes 3855 amino acids.